This is a messenger RNA of Gastrolobium bilobum, 681 nucleotides long. RefSeq lists its product as uncharacterized. Lineage: Eukaryota; Viridiplantae; Streptophyta; Magnoliopsida; Fabales; Fabaceae. The transcript is spliced from 2 exons. Gene Ontology annotation, biological process: innate immune response. The record is from RefSeq and is a predicted model, not a curated record. The coding region runs from base 160 to 648 and encodes 162 amino acids.
ACUUCAACGCACCCACCCCCCCAGUACUUUUCUUGUUCUUCUCUCCUCCUCACCUUAUACAUUCUCUCUCUCUCUUCUCUGCUCAUAAUAAUAAUAAUAAUAAUUAUUAUUAUUAUUACUAUCAUAAUUUUUAAACCCCAUCUAUGUCCACAGAUUAACAUGUUCAAUAUAGGGGACGAGUUCACCCUAGACAGCUAUAGAAUUCCAUGGCUGAUUUGGAUUCAACUCAUAGUCUUGCUUCUCCUCCUUGCACUCCUCUUUUUCCUCACCGUCUUUCCUUUAGAUCCCGACGUCGGCGACGGUGACGCCGCCUCUCCGGUCACUGCUUCUACCACUGCCAAUGGGUUCCGUUUCGAUGAUAUUCAGCAGAUUGACAUACCACUCACCAACCAUGAUUCAACGGCCACUGUUGUAACUAACCGUCGACAGCAUACGCAGGGUGGACAGAACCAAAGUAUAAAAGGCGAGGUAGCAACAAGUUCAAGCCCGAGAAGGGAAGAGAUUACAGAGGGGGAGGCUUCAUCACUAAAUUUCCAUCCUUGUCAAUAUUUCCAAUUAGCCACAGUAGCAUUUCUCAAAUGUCUAGGCCUGGAUUCUGCAUCUGACAGUCCCUCAAACCGAAAACAUAGGAAAAGAAAAGAAAGCUGAUUAUGAAAAUUAUGUUAUUAUCAUUUAUGGAAA